AUGCCUGCCAUCUCAAACGUCCCAGCCGAUCCCACUCCGACUCUCUGCAUGCCAGAAUUUCUCCUCAUAGUGAUCUGCGUUUGCGGCGUCUUGGCGCAUCUUUGGAUCAACAAGUUCAGCACGUUUGCUGUCCUCCACACUGCCGGCGAGCACCAGUCCCGCACGCUCGCGAUUCUGCGCCAGAGCCUCGAUUCCAUCUCGUUCGAAGAAUACACGGCCCUUUUCGACCGGUAUACAAAGCUCUCUGACAUGCGCGCGGGCUGGAAAGUCAACAAGUACCUCGCCAUGCUCCCGGCGGGCCGUGAGAAGCGGCGCUGGUUCACGGCUACGAGGUCUUUGAGGAACGAUGCCGAGGCGGUGUUCGAGAUGUCCACCAGAGACGCCAUCGGAAUCCCGCUCGCCGAGCGAAGGAAGGCCUGGGCGGGUACUCAGCAGGUGUGA
Molecule: messenger RNA, 441 nt
Organism: Trametes versicolor FP-101664 SS1
Lineage: Eukaryota; Fungi; Basidiomycota; Agaricomycetes; Polyporales; Polyporaceae
Exons: 4
Coding region: 1-441 (146 amino acids)
Source: RefSeq, a predicted model, not a curated record